CUGAACACUGCAUCACGAGCUUUCCUCGGCUCUUUCGCAUUUUUCUUCUGAAUCAUGAAUCCUGGCACAAGAAGUGACGUCUGGCAUACUUAGAGCUCGAUCCAGGCGCAACCUGCCCCGGGUUUUGGAAGUUUGCCGCGAACAUGGCUUGGAACCUGCCAGCCCCUGGGGUAACGGGCGCGCAAUACUGCGCAGCCAUCCGCACGCAGUAUGCGAACUACAAGGAGAUUGUUAAGUCAAUCCUGUAUGACCUGGCAACGGGCAAACGGCUUGUCCGGUCCGUGGCGGCAAAGUAUGGCGAUGCAUGCAACUUUUUGACGCGCUUGCUCAAGGAGCCGUCCCAGGAUGCCGCGGACCUGGCGGAGCGGAUGCUGAUGUCGAAGCAGCUCAUGACCCAACUGCUGCAGCUCCUUGGAUACGCCAUCCGCGCCGAGCCGGAGGACCAUGACGGCAACGGCGGGCCCGCCGUGACGCGCGGAGAGCGCGCGACCGUGUACGGCGCAGUGCGACAUUGGACCAGCGAGGUGCUGUUGCACACGCUCAUAACCAUCGCCCACCCCAAGCUGGGCCGGCAGAGCGUCACGCCCGCCGGCCAGCGCGCCGCCGAGCGCGCCACGCUGGGCCUCGUCCGCAGCGGUGCCUUCCGCUGCUUCACGCUGCUGCUGUCGCAGUGCGCGCGCGAGUCUGCGCAGCUGCUGGAGGUCUGUCGCGAGCUGGAGCAGCAGGCCAGGGAGCAGGAGAAGCCGGUGGCAUCUGGGUCGGGCGCGGCCGCUGGGGGCCAGGGCCGGGGGCGCGCGGGCGUCGGCCGGGGCGGCGCCGCCCGGGCGGGGGCGGGCGGGUCAAGUGGGUCGGGCGGCGGCGGCUACCAGCGUGACGUGUACAAGGAGCCGCCGACGCCGCUGGACGCCGCGCGGGACGCCAUGCUGGGCGUGCACUCCAGCUAUGUGCCGUACGGGCCGGAGGCGCAGGCGGCCUUCCGGCGGGUGGCGGACCUGCGCGCGGACAUGCUGGACCCUCAGCAGGUCCUGUGGCACGUGGGCGGGCUGGUGGCCGUGUCCUGCACGCUGCUGUCGGGGCUGGGCCCGCCCGAGGCCGGCGGCACCACCGCCGCGCCCGCCCCAGUCGGCUUGAGCCCCGCGGCGCGGAACGACAAGGACAAGGACAAGCAGCCGAUGGGGAAGGACAGGGACAAAGAGAAGCAGGGGCUGCAGGAGCAGGACGCAAAGGAGAGCGAGAAGAAAGGCAAGGGCAAGGAGGGCGAGGGCGAUGGCGACGCGGACACGCCGCCUACACCGGCGGUGCUGCGGCUGCUGGUAGACGAGCUUGUGGACAGCCAGAUCCUGGAGCACAUGUCCCGCGCCGCGCUGAUGCAGCUGGCGGCGCUGGGCGACCGGCCCAGCAUCUACCCCGAAAAUUACUUGGCGCAGGUGGGCGUGCGGCCUGUGGGCAGCGUCAUGUCGGUCUGCCAGGCGCUGUUCGCCUCGACAGAGGCCUGGCUGCGCCUGCCCGCCUCGCCGCUGGCGAUGCCCGUGUCCAACGACAACAUGGAGCAGGCCGUCGGGCUGGCGGUGGCGGAGGAAGCGGAGGCGGGGGCGGCGGGGGCGGAGGUGGAGGUGGAGGCGAGGGAGGCGGCGGCCGGGGAAGCCGGUGCGGCAGGAGCAGCAAGGGCAGCAGGAGCAGGGGGUGUGGACAAGGCGCGUGCGGCGGAGCCAGGGAAGGCGGCACCAGCGGCGCCGGGCCCGCCGCCCGAGCAGCAGCCGCCGCCGCCGCCGCCGCCGGGGCGGCUGUGGGGCGCGAACGUGCAGCAGUUCCUGUUCGGCCUGAUGUCCAAGAUGCUGGCGGGCGCGGGAUACGGCAGCGGCUUCGUUGAGCGCAGUAGCAGUAGCAGUAGCGGCAGUAGCAGUAGCGGCAGUAGCAGCGCGGUCACCUCCCACCCGGGUGCGGCCUCUACCUCCAGCAGCACCACCGCCGAACCCGCCUGUGCGCCCGGCGCCGACGGGGCGGCGGCCGGCGCCGGCGCGGACAGCCAGAGCCCAGACGGCACGGCCGCGCCCGCGGCCGCCGCCGCGUCACCUCCAGCCUCUGCCUCCGCCGCAGCCACGCCAAUCAGCCUGCCGGUCCCCACCGGUGGCUUCUACGGCCGUCUGCACGCCUCACUGCUGGCCGGCGGCGACGGCAUGUACGGCCUCAGCCGCGACGCCGCGCUGGGGCUGCCCGUGGUGGGCGUGUUGCUGCCCGACACGCGCUGCGUGGACAUCCGCCACUGGCUGGGGCCCGUCGUGCCCGAGGAGGCGGAGGAGGAGGCCGGCGGCGGCGCGGGCGGCGGCGCGGGCGGCGGCGCGGGCGGCGGUGCGGGCGGCGGUGCGGGCGGCGGCGGCGGCGGCGCAGGUGGCGGAGGUAGCGCAGGCGGCGGAGGCGGCAGCGUGGCUGAGAAGGUUUCUGGCGGCGUUGCGGGGCGCGACGGUGCUGGUGCUGGUGCGAGUGCUGGUGCGAGUGCUGGCGGCGGCGGCGGCGGAAGUGACAAGGCCAGGGUAGUGCUGGGCAAGGAGGAGCGGCGGCUGCUGGACGCGGCGGCGUGCUGCGGCCUGGAGCUGGAGGAGCUGGUGCCGCAGGCGUUGCUGAGGCUGGUGGAGACGCAGGUGCAGGUGCUGCAGAGCAGCAGCUACGUCGAGCACCUGCGGAGCCGCCUCGCCGGCGGCGAAGCCGGCGGAGGCGGCGGCGCGGGGCCGGCGGCGGCUCCGCCGCCGGCGGCGCUGCAACCGCCCCCUGGCUGGUGGUGCCGCGACCACGCCUGGUUCUUGAUGCUGACGCCGGCGGCGGUGCAGGAGGUGUGCAUGCGGCUGGCGGAGCUGUGCACGGCCUCGGCCGACGCGCCCGGGGUCGGCGCGCGCGCGCCCGGCGCGCCGCCGGCGCCGGCGCCGGCGCGGGUGCGGGUGAACCGGGAGUCAGCGUGGCACCUGGGGGGCCGCUCGCUGGCCGUGGUCCGGAGCCUGUGCCCGCUGACGCUGCCGCUUGCGCCGCUGCCCGUCAAGCCCAAGGAGGGUGCGGAGGAGAAGGCCGGGGGCGGCGUUGCGGAAGCCGGCCGCGCCAAGGAGCAAGCGGCGAGCGAUUCGAGCACGGCAUCCCCGUCCUCGGCUUCGCAGGAGACUGCGUCGCCAAGCUCGGCGCCAGCGCAGGCUGACCAGGCGGCACGGCCCGACCAAGCGGUUGCCCCGGCUGCGCCGCCGCCGCCGCCGCCGCCGCCGCAGCUGCCCUACCCCUGGCUGGAGCGCAGCUGGCGGCCGCGCUGCGGCUGGUCGGCGUUGCCGGUGCCGGCCGUGACCUCGCCGCCGCCGGUGUGGUGGCGCGCGCUGUGCGGCAUGCUGCAGAGCAGCGCGCCGCUGGUGGACGUCGUGGCAACUCGCUCCGCCUGCCACCCGUCUAGUGUGCUGACGGAGAUUGUGAGCCAGCAGCUUCUGCGGGUGGUGCCGCGCGCGCACCGCGCGCCGCUGAACGCCUCGCUGCCGCAGGCGAUGGAGGCGCAGCAGGCGGCGGAGACGGCGCAGGAGGGCUGGUCGGCAGACCACCUGCUGGACUACGCCCCGCCCGAGCUGGCCGCGGCGCUGUGGGGCGGCCUGCUGCCCGGCGUGGAGUCGGCCAUGCGGCGCGUGGCGUGCUCGCCCGACGACGCGCACCUGGCCGGCAGCCUGCUGCUGCCGGCGCUGCUGCAGCAGCCCGACCAGGGCUUCCACUUCAUGCACCACCUGCUGGCGUUCGCGCCGCUGAGGGAGAUCUCCUCCCUAAUAGCCACAAUCGCCAAGCUGAUGCAGCUGUGCACGCACCGCAUACUGGCGGCGGACGCAGCGCUGCGACCGCACACCGUGCACCCCCACACACUGAGCAACGCGCUGGCGCUGCCGCCGCCGCCGCCGCCCGGCGGCCCGCCGUUGCCGCCGCCAGACCCGCGGCCCGAUCUGCGGUGGCGCUUUGAGGACGAGCUCAAGGGGGCGUGUUCAGCGCUGCAGGCGUUGAUUCGCUCGAUGCUGGUCAGUCAGACGCGCGCCAACCUGUCCGACUACGCGCCCAAGCGGAAGGGGCAGGAGGCGCCAGAGCAGCAGCUCACAGCGCUGGUCGAGGCGGAGCCGGGGGCGCUGGAGACGGCGAAGGAGAAGGAGACGGGGAAGCAGAAGGAGCAGAGAGGGCAAGAAGGAAAGCAGGAGGGCGUGGAGGAGGAGGAGGCGCUGGGGGGUCGGGAGGCAGGCACGGCAGGCACGGCAGGUGCAACAGCGAGCGCCGGCAGCGGCACGGGCAGCGGCGAUGGCCAGUCGGUCGCAGCCGCGUCCGCUGCCGAUAAGCCGUCCACCUCCGCCAUUGCAGCUCCCGUCGCAGCGCUUACCGCCGCAGCCGCAACCGCCACCCCAGUGUCGGCGUCCGAAUGCCGCGGCCCCGGCUCCAGCCCUAGCUCCGGCCCCAGCUCCGGCCCCGGCUACAGCCCAUACAGCAUUGCCGCCACCGGCAAGCCGCCGCCGCCGCCGCCGCCACCCAGCGCGCUGCAGGCGCUGUACUCCAACGACCGCGAGCGGCACCGGCGGCUGGAAGGCUUCAUGGUGUACGGCUGGAGCCGCCAGCUGUCGCGCAUCGCGCGCCAGCUGCAGUGCGUGCCGGGAGGCGAGAGCGCCGUGUACAUCUGCAGCUGGACGGCCCUCAUGUGGGCGCUGCCCAUGACAUUCGCCUACCGCAACGCGCGGGCCCAGGCGCGGCGCGCGGAUCUGGCGUCCAGCGCUGGUGCUGGUGCGGGUGCGGGUGCGGGUGCGGGUGCCGGCGCGCCAGGCUGCGCUGCCGUAACGCUGGCGCCCGCGCCCUUGUCUGCGCCUGGCGGCGCCGGCGCCGCUGCUGCAGCCGGCGCAGCGGCAUGCGACGGUGCCGGGGCCAGUGCCAGCGCCAGCAGGGCAGGUGGCGAUGCUGCCGGAAGUGAGCAGACGGGAGACGACGGGUUGGAUUCGGGAGUGUCGGCGCACGACUUGGCAUUUGCGGAGGCUGUGUGUGGCGAGCUGGCUGGCUGGGAUGCACACAAGCUCUUGGUGGAUGUGUUACGACAAGCGGAUCGGCUCCAGGAGAUGGAGCGCGCCCUUGAGGACGCCCAGCACCGCGCCGAGCUCAUCACCACGCGACGCCUCGACGUCGGGAAGGAUGACCGAGUGGCGGAGCUAUGGAGACAGGAAGCAGAUGCCAGGCGGGAGGUCAAGGCGGCGAUGGAGGCGGCGGAAGCCGCUGAGGUGGCGGCUCGGGCAGCCGCCUCGGCGCGGCAAGCUUCUGAGGCCGAGGCGGCGGAGGCCAAGGCGGCCGCCGCGGCGGCGGAGGCAGCGGCCAAAGAGGCAGCUACGAAGUGGGUGGCCGCGAGUACGGAGGUCGCGGUGGCGGAGACGGAGGAGGAGACGGAGGCAGCGGAGGCGGCGGCGGAGCUAGCUGAGAAGGAAGCCAAGGCCGCGAUGGCGGCAUCCAAGGCCGCAGCGACCAGGGCCAAGGCCGCACGGGUCCAGGUGGAAGCAGCCGUUGGGGCAGAGGCAGCUGCGCAGGCCGCGCUAGCGGCAGCUCGCUCCCGGGUCUCCGAGGCUGCCGCGGCUGCGCUGCUCUGCGAGAACCGGGCGUUAGAACACGAGAACGCCACUCUCUCUUUACUAGAGGAGCAGGAGCAGCGUGCACGUUGUGGUCUCCGGGCUGCGGAGGAACGCACGCUGGCGCAACGGGCCCUCUGCAAGGAAGCCGCGGACGACGCCGCACACGCUGUGCACGCCCACGCCCUCGCUCUUGAGUCCUGUGCAUCCCGAAUCCGUGCCGAGGCGCCGGCAGCAGGCCCUGACACACGCCCGUUCGCCAUCUCGUUGCAUGACGCCGGCGUCUUGGAGGCACUCGCGGCCACUUUCCGCCUGGCGGCCAUGCCAGCCGAGUGGGUGUCCGAAGCCAUCCCGGACCUGGAAACGCCGCUUGGGGGCUGGGAUGGAGUGAGGGCUAACUUUUACAGCAGCCUCAGCGCCACCACGGCGCUGGUCCAAAGCGUGCAAAAGCGCGCGGCAGAGAUGCUUGCGACGGCGGCGCAGCUCAGGCAGGCGGGGCAGCAGCGACAGGGCGCGCACGGGGCAGCGGCUGGCUCCACCGCUUCGGGUGCGGCCGACGGAGCGGGCACUAACGCCGCAGCACCUGCUGCGCUGGCUGCGCCCAGCACCUCUGUGGCGGCUUCCUCUCCCGCCUUUGAAGCCGCCGCCGCCGCCUCCAGCUUGUCCAGCUCCACCUCUAGCACCCCCUCCACCACCCCCUCCACCACCCCCGCCGCCACCCCCGCCGCCACCCCCGCCGCCAUCACCAACCGCUGGGCGGCGGCGGAGGCGGCGGUGACACCGGCCGAGGCGGUGGCGAGCUGGGAGACGCUGCUCCUACACGACAUCGACUGCGUGGCGCUAGCGGGGCUGCUGCUGCGCUUCCCGCGCUCCACGCAGCGCGGCUGGGGUACGGAGGACGUGCGGCACCUGCUGCGCUGCCUGCUGUUCACGGCAAUGACCAUGCCCAACCGCCUGCGGGCGGCGCUGAAGGCGGCGGAGCCGGGCCUGGCGGCGGGGGCUGCGGCGGUGGCUGCGGUGGGGGUAUCGGGGCCGAGCAGGCAGGAGCGGUUGGGCAGCGGCGGCAGCGACUGCGGCAGCGUGGGCAGUGCCGCCCGCGACAGCCGCAGCUCCAGUGCCAGCAGCACCGACAGCGCAAGCAGCAGCGGCGUCGCCGGCGCCCGCACAAGCGGCAGCGCGGGCGCCAGCCGCAGUGGCGCCGGUGGCGGUUGCGCCAGUGGCAGUGGCGCCGACAUCGACAGCGGCGUCACCAGCCUGCUGUCUGCCGAGGGGCGCGAGCUGAUGCCGGCCUGGCUGUCGCCGUGGCGGCGCGAGGUGCUGGAGGGGCUGCGGCAGCUGGACAACGUGCGGCGCGAUCCGGCGCUGGCGGCCUACGCCGACUACGUGGUGGGCCGGCUGGAGCGGCUGAGGGCCACGCCGGACGGCGGCACGGUGGAGGAGCAGGAGGAGGAGGCGUGGCUGGCGGGCGGCAGCGAGGCGCAGGACGGCGAGGAGGAGGGGCAGGGGGAGGAGGAGGGGGCCGAGAGGGAGGGGAAGGAGGGCGAGAAGGUGGAGAAGGCGGCGGCUGGUGCCGGUGCUGCCGCCGCUGCUGCUGCCGGCGCCGCAGGCGUGCCGCUGCCGGAGGCGCCUGCUGCCGGCAGACCCAGCACCAGCGCAGCGAAAAGCACCACCACGACCAGCAGCAAGGACAAGGUCGGCGGCGGCGGCGGCACGAGCGGCGGCGGCGGCGGCACGGGCGGCGGCGGCGGCAAGAGUGACGUGGCGCUCAGCCGCCACCUGCGGCGGCUGCCCAUCAUGGCGCAGGCCGACAUCGCCAAGGUGCAGCGCGAGGCGCCCACGCUGCUGUCGCCGGCGGCCGUGGCCGUGUCGGUGCCUGCUCCCUCCGCCUGCGGCAACCCCGCCUGCGUCAACCUGGAGGGCGCCACCGAGGCCGACCUGGAGGCGGCGGUGGGCGGCCUCAAGGCCUGCGGCGGCUGCAAGGCCGUGCACUACUGCGGCCGCAUGUGCCAGGUAGCGCACUGGAAGGCGGGGCACAAGGACAGCUGCCCGGGGGUCAAGGCCAAGGCAAAGGGCAAGGAGGGCCAGCAGGGCAAGGAGCCGGGGGAGGAGGGAAACGCGGCGGGCGCGGGUGGGGGUGCGGCUGCGGCCGCGGCGGCAGGUGGCAGGUGGUCCAGGGCUGACAGCCUUGCGGCAAUGCAGAAGUCCGUCGCAGCCGCAGAAGCGAGAGCCAUGCGUGACCUAGCUGCCGCAUAUGGCGUAGGCGCGGGCAGCGGCCGUAGCGCCGCGGACGCCGUUGCGGCGCUACAGGCGUCCAGGGCCGUAGCAGCAGCCGUGGCAGCCCUGGGUGGCCCUGCCGCCGUGCGCACAGACGGCGCGGGCACGAAGCCGGGCGGCAGCGCGGGCACGGGUGCUAUGCCGCAGAAGGGCUCUGGCACGUCCGCCGCCUCAGGCGCGGCAGCCCAGCCCAGCAACCGCGCGAGCGAGUCAGCUGCCAGCAGCGGUGCAGAGCGGCAGGUGUCGGCUGGCGCCGCCGCCGCUCCGCGGGGCUCGGCUGUAGGCAGCGUGGUGGGCCCGGCAGCAGCAGCAGCAGCAGCAGCAGCAGCUGUUGCUGUUCCUGCUGGCAGCUCUGCGGGUGCGGGCACGUCGCAGGCCGGCAGUAUCGGUGGGGCUGCGACUGUGGCGGACAGUUUUGUAGCGGGCCUGUUGCACGGCUACACGGGCGUGACACUCGACGCGCUGUCGGGUACGCCGGAGCUGUCGGAUGUGCUCACGGACGCAAUGCGGCUCUCCACUGCACAAGGAGCCGGCCUGCGUCCGGCGGGCGGCCAGGCGGCGCGGGGCGGCCAGGUGGCGAAAGCCGCUGGCGGCGCCAAGCUUGAGACCGGCAAGGGCAAGGGCAAGGGCAAGAAGAAGUAAGUGCGUGCGUCUGGCGUUGGUCACGCAGCGGGAUGUGCACCAGGUACCGGGGCCUGCGUGCCACACAUGAAGGCAGCGCGUGGACGCGCGGGACGGAUGUCUGCCGCACGCGUAUUCUGAUGCGGUACUGAGGUAGCUCGUGCGCAGUGGGCCAGGACGUUGAUGGUGGCCAUGGGGGUUGGCUGGCAGGUGAUACACUGUUGCACUGAUCAUAACGCGCACGCAAUGAAGAAGCGUGGGUGAGCGUACGGCUGGGGCAGUUGCGUUGCGCACCGAUAUUGAGGGGCGUUUGAUGAUUCAAACUUGGGCGCGCGAUCUGGCAAGCAUCACGGUUGUUUUGAUUCAUGGAUGAUACUUAGGCGAUGUCCGCUUAAGGUUUACAUCUCAGGUUUGGGAAGCAUGUUGGCGUGCCGUAUGUGGGGGAGCCAGCCUGUGGAAUUUUUGAUGAAAGAGUGGGUCCGGAUCAUGGCUCGAGGCGAUGGCUAGUAGUAGUGCUAAACCGCCUGGCGUUGAGAGGUAGGCAUCGACAUCAGAGUGCAAGCACUCACGGGGUGUUUUGCGCUCAGGGCAGGCUGCGUGCAGCGAACCCGCUGGCAGAUGUUGCCGGUUUCACACCGCCGGUUUCCACUCGGGUACUCGAUUCGGGGUCAGCCCACGCGCCACACCCACGCAUCGUACAAGAGAUUUAGGUGCUUCGAGAAUAGCUGUACGCAGCGGACAAUUUGGGUAUCGAGUGAGCGAUUGUGGUCUGCCAAGAGGUCGCAGCGAACCCCGCCCGAACCCAGCCUCGCCUCGCCCACUCUACCCAUACAGACAACUUCUGCCAACGUGCGUGCAUUUGUGACAUACACAUGUAAGAAUGUUACCGC
Messenger RNA from Chlamydomonas reinhardtii, 9379 nucleotides. RefSeq lists its product as uncharacterized. The record is from RefSeq and is a predicted model, not a curated record. The coding region runs from base 144 to 8510 and encodes 2788 amino acids. The transcript is spliced from 11 exons. NCBI's taxonomy places the organism in Eukaryota, Viridiplantae, Chlorophyta, Chlorophyceae, Chlamydomonadales, Chlamydomonadaceae.